UGGUGGCCAAUGUGGAAACGUACAUUUUUAAUGUACAUGAUGGCAACGGGGAAAAAUGUUAAAACGGAACCAGAAAAAAUAGCAACGUUUUUGUGGUUAAUCGGCUCCCAAGCUAUGGAGAUAUACAACACAUUGUUCCCGAACGAUGGGACAACUGAUGGGAUUCUGGGAAAUCAAAAUGCUGAGGCUGUGUCACCAAAUUCCAAUAAUAAUCCGCGAUCCCUGGAUGAUGUUUUGAAAGCAUUUGAUGGAUAUUGUAUACCAAAGAAGAACAUACUAAUGGAAUCGUUCAAAUUUCACAAUAUUGUACAAAAAGAAAAGCAGCCUUUUGUUGAGUUUGAAACAGAGCUUCGAAAACAGAUCGAGUUUUGUGAAUACAAAUUGGAUGGACAAUCAUACAAUGAUCGUAUGUUGAAGGAACGAAUUGUCAUUGGUGUGCAUGACAAGAAGUUACAAUUGAAGUUAUUGGAAGGAAAGGAUGAGUCAUUGCAGAAAGUCAUUGAAACGUGCAAGAUGUAUGAGGCUGCAAAUGCACAUAAGGCGUUGUUGAACACAACUAGUCAAACAAGUGUUAACAGUGUGGCUGAACAGGAGCCAAAGGAAACAGUCAACGCAGUAGCACGUCGUUGCUAUAACUGUGGUGGCGAUUUCGCAGCAAGGCAUUUGGAAACAUGCAAAGCUAGAGAUAUCAAUUGCCGAUCAUGUGGACGCAAAGGUCAUUUCCAACGUUGGUGCAAAUCAAAAGGAAAGCAAGCGGGCAACAAAGGAACGAAACCGGACAUCAGCUAUAACCAUGUAAAACAACAGCAACAUUCCCUCAACUGGGAAGGCACAGAAUAAAUUCAAACUAUGUUGGAAAUGAGAGGAAGCGAUGGUACAAGGAAUACCGAAUAGCGAAUAAAUUGGUUAGAUUUAAG
Molecule: messenger RNA, 917 nt
Organism: Rhagoletis pomonella (apple maggot)
Lineage: Eukaryota; Metazoa; Arthropoda; Insecta; Diptera; Tephritidae
Exons: 2
Coding region: 10-840 (276 amino acids)
Molecular function (GO): nucleic acid binding; zinc ion binding
Source: RefSeq, a predicted model, not a curated record